AUGGCGUCCGACGACAACACAAAAACCAUCGCCGAAGACGAAUUCAGCGAAUUGCGCGAUGAUGAUAAUCUCAACGACAACAAACAAGUUGCUCUUGCCCAGCAGGACUUGGACCAUCGCCUUACCAAAUGGCAGGCGGUGAAGGCAUACCCGCAAGCAUGCAUAUACAUCUUGAUCUUGGUGUGGUCGCUUAUCACGGUGGGAUAUGAGAACCAGGCUUCGGGUAUCAUUGUUUCGAUUCCGGCUUUCAGAAAAGACUUUGGAUACGCUUAUGUCAGUGAUGGCGAAACUCAGUAUGUUUUGGAUGCGCUGUGGCAGUCGGCCAUUACCGGAGGUGCUACUGCUGCCUUGGUGUUCGGUUCUUUCAUGUCCACCACUAUAGUGGACUAUGUUGGCAGAAAAUGGAUUAUGACCGUGGGUGUCAUUGGCACUAUUGCGUUUGUGGGUGUGGAGUUUGCUGCAACCACCAUCCAGGUCUUUUUUGUUGGGAAGUUUCUCAAUGCUUUUCUUUUGGGUGUUAUUCAAACCAUAGGUGCAUCCUAUGUCGCUGAGUUGACUCCUUUGGCUUUGAGAGGAAUUUGCACAACCACAUUGAAUCUUGCAUUCUGUGUCGGCCCGUUCAUUUGCAUGCUUGUUGCAUUAUUCACUUCUCCGAGAGACGACCGCUGGGCUUACCGUGCCGUUUUCUGCUCCCAGUGGUUUUUCUCUGUCACUUCUUCGAUACUUUUGUUUUUUCUUCCAGAGUCACCUUACCACCACGUUUUGAAAGGCAACGACGAAAAAGCCCUUCGCUGCUUGAGAAAAUUUCACCCUGACGGCUCGGCCGAGUCUCAGCUUGCUGUGAUCCGUGCUACUGUCGAUGAAGCUAAGGAAUUGUCGCAGUCCGGUUCUUGGUUUGAGGUGUUCAACAAAAAGAACAUCAAGAGAACGAUCAUUGCCAUUGCUCCGUUCUUGAUGCAGCCUCUCAGUGGUUUGCCUUAUGUGAUGUCUUACCAAACAUACUACUUCCAGAAUGCCGGAAUAACGACUCGUGAAUCCUUCCAGAUCAGUUGUGGAGCCCAGGCUCUUUCUGUCACGGGAACGCUCUUGUCGCUUUUCAUGGUGGAUCGUUUUGGCAGAAGAUUCAUUCUUCUUUACGGAAUGGUGGCUCUUGCGGUCUUGAACCUUUUGAUUGCCUCUUUGGGUUUGAACAGAAACAGUCAGCAACUUCUUCUUGCUUCCUCGGCCUUCUUGACAAUGUACAAUUUCUUCUACAAUUCGGGAAUUGGUCCAAUUGCUUACGUAUUUGCCACAGAGAUCCCUACAUCCAGGUUGCGUGCCAAAACCGUUGCCGUUGGUGUUGCUUCUUCCAACUCCGUCAAUACCAUGUGGUCUUUUGUUCUUCCAUACAUGUUCAAUGCCGAUCAGGCCAACAUGGGUUCUGCAAUCAACUUUAUCUUCGCUGGCUGCUGCUUCAUUUCGGUGAUUCUUUUCUUUUUCUUCAUGCCCGAGGCCUCUGGAAGGUCCUACGAAGAGAUUGACGAGAUGUUCAUGGCCAAGGUGCCCUACAGAAAGUGGCCUUCCUACACCACCUCGGUUUCCGCUGAAGGAAAACAGGUUAUUUUGGAGCAAACCAAGGGAGAAACAGAGCACGUCGAGGAGGCCAAAAAAGAGUUUGUGACUGAGGAGAAACGCGAUAUAGUUUGA
Messenger RNA from Candidozyma duobushaemuli, 1686 nucleotides. RefSeq lists its product as uncharacterized. The transcript has a single exon. The record is from RefSeq and is a predicted model, not a curated record. NCBI's taxonomy places the organism in Eukaryota, Fungi, Ascomycota, Pichiomycetes, Serinales, Metschnikowiaceae. Gene Ontology annotation, cellular component: membrane. Gene Ontology annotation, biological process: carbohydrate transport; transmembrane transport. Bases 1 to 1686 code for a protein of 561 amino acids. Gene Ontology annotation, molecular function: carbohydrate:proton symporter activity.